AUGACUCAAUGCCAAGCUACUGAGUGCUCUGAAGACGACUGCUGUGAGUAUUUGGUUGUGCAGCUUUCCAUUGUCAUAUUGGGACGACUGGCACUUCAACUUGUUUCCUGUCAGACGCUGAAGAUAGAGUUACCAAAGCCAUUUCCUGCUAUCCGGUGGAGUAAGGUCAAUGGUGUUGCAAUUACAGAUGCCACUGAUAUACCUUCUGACUUGAGAAGCACUGAAAGGAAAAGGAUUUCCAAAUGUCUUACCGAAGAAGCUAUGGCGUAUUUUGAUGGAUGCAUCUCCAUCUCGACUUCUGAUGGUUCAGAUUUAUCUGCUCCUGAAGAUCCACCUCGGACAUCAGCUGGAAUCUUCACUCCAGUUAGUGAUGAUGUGUCCUCUCCUCAUCAAAAUUCAAGCAUCAAUGCAUCAUUGCUAUAUGUGUCUGACUGUUCCUCUAACAGCAGAAAGAAAAUGAAUGAUCAUGAUCAGCUCAUGCCGUGCAGUGAGGAUUUUGAUUUGAAAGCAGAUGGCAGAUUUGAAAGAGUGAGUAUUUCUCCAAGGAAGAAGAUGAUCAAGAAAGUAAAAAGUGGGAUAAGCAAGCAGUCAUACCAGUUCUCUUUUGCCCAAAGAGCAAAAGAAGAGAUGAUCUGA
Messenger RNA from Oldenlandia corymbosa var. corymbosa, 636 nucleotides. The record is from the annotation of a GenBank genome assembly. Lineage: Eukaryota; Viridiplantae; Streptophyta; Magnoliopsida; Gentianales; Rubiaceae.